Trichobilharzia szidati is the source of this 2554-nucleotide messenger RNA. Lineage: Eukaryota; Metazoa; Platyhelminthes; Trematoda; Strigeidida; Schistosomatidae. The record is from the annotation of a GenBank genome assembly.
UUUUUUUUCUAACUGAUUAACGUCUCAGUACAGCAACAUGUAGACUCAUUAGUUAAUGUUAUCCAUUUGAAUACUGCCCGACCCAAAAGUCCGAAUGAUAAGUUUAUCAUUUUCAACAAGGCAUUGUUUAGACUCAGUUUAUGGACACUUUCAGUAGAAACGUGAGCCUUUUUGUCAAAUGGGAAGUAGCAACUUAAGACUGGCUGUAGUGUUUGUGGAUGGAGCGUCCACCUAAAGGAUACUCCGGACGACAUAUAACAUGUAGCUUGACACAGUCAAUAGGUUUCAUUGAUGUUUAUUUACCUAUGAAGACUUUCAUUUGAACUAGUUAAGAGAAAUGACGUUAACUUUCAAUGAUUCCGAUCUACUUCUUUCGUGCAUUGUCGUAAACUUCCAUGCAUGUAACAGCAAUCCACAUUUACUAUGUAAGAACUGAUGGUAUUAUGUAAUUACCAAAACUUUGGAACGUGGUUUCAAGGGGAAAUCAAUUGUACGGAAUUGAGAUUCUCAGAGUACUGAGCCACCUUUCUAAAGCAAAGCUUAUAUUGAGGUGGUUUGUUUAUUUAUUUAGAUGGCACUCAAAAGUAAUAGGAAAGUUUAGUUUUAAUUCGCUUGUCACAUCAUCUUUUAAGUUCAUUGUUAAUCAUGACUGGAGUUUUAACCGAACUAUGUUGUGCAGUUUUUAUUCCUUAGUGUUUCGAAGUAGUUGAUUGCAUUGAUUGAAGAUUAAAAGUAACAUUAGACAGCAAAUAAGGUGUAUUGAGAAAGUUAUAUUUCAUAACGAUUUCGAAUGAUUCCUGAUUCGUAAAUCAAGAUAGUAGUAGUAGUAAUACUGUUUCAUUGCCUACAUUUCAUACAUAAUAUUAUGCAUGCUUUAAGUGUUUUCACUGAAUAACAUUGCCUUCUAAAAUUUCCUUGCUUUUUGAUUUUAGAAAUGAAGGCUCAUUCUGGUUCAGCAUUACCUCCAGGAUCAGUUCUAAUACAGUCAGGUCAGACGAUCUCUCAGGGUGCAAAUAUGGCAACUAUGCAAACAAACAGUGUGACAAGUGUUCCACAGAAUCUCCAAGUAUGGGCACCAUCACCGCCUGGACCUAUAGCAGUUUCAGGCAUGGGACAACCAAGGAAUUCAUCUAACUUAGUUACUCUUCCCUCUGGACAAACAGUACUGAUGGCUAAUUUAGUUACAACUGCAACCACAUCACCGAUGUCACUGCCUACUUCCACUCUUGGUCAACAGCAAAUCCAAGUUCCACCGGUUAUUGCACCUGGAAACCCUAUUGUAUUACCAACUCCUACGCCUAAUGGGCCAUUAACUACACAGCUUACUAAUCCUACUGUUAUACAUGGUCCGAAUGGCCCAAUGUCUAUGGCUUUACCAGGUGGAAUAAUAAGUAGCAAUCCGUUAAACUCCUUUAAUAAUCCAUCAAAUGCUUUUGUUUCCACUGCAUUAGGAAACAUGGCUACUGAUCAACCUGUACAUAUCGCCCAGAUUGUUGACAAUCAGUUGCAUCCGGGAACAGCAUGUUUCACUUCAAAUGCUGGGUUUCAGGGAAUGGCCCCUAUGAACCAAAUGAUUUUGGACUCUUCGGGUUUUAACCUUGGGACUGCUCAGUCGCCAAAUAAAUUGAUUAAUAUGUCUCCUGUUAAACCUCAGACAUUAGUAUCUUCUUCUAUGCAACCUGUUUCCACCAGUUCCAAUUCAUUCAACACUACUGAAAAUAUUCCAAGAAGUUUGUCAGUCAGUUUUUCGUCUGACAUUGAAAUGUCACAGUCAGAUUCAUCGAUUUCCCAGGCAGCUAUCGUUUCAAGUACUCAGAAUUUACCUGUUCAAGAAAUAAUACCACAAUCAGUUCAAGAGGAUAGUUCAUUGACAACUGUGGAAAACAGUGUAUCCGCUUUAGUACCAGUUACUACCAAUUCCCUACCUGAAGAAAUACCUAGUACGACAGAAAAUAAUCAAACAAAUAUUGACUCCAGUUGUGCUAUCGGUGAACAGGUGACUUCGGUUUUCACAGGAAAUUCAUUGUCAGAGUUGUUAACUGAGAUGGAGCCACACUUACAACUAGAUCCUGAUGUUGAAGAGGUUAUGACAAAUUUAGCUAAUGAAUUUAUAGCGAACUGUGCAGAAAAAGCUCAGAAAAUUGCUUCGCAUAGAGGUUCAUCAAGUGUUGAGGGAAAAGAUAUUGUAUUUUGUAUGGAACGUGAAUGGAACAUUAUUGUACCAGGUUUUGUCUCUGAUGAUCAUCGGCCUGUACGUAAAAAUUUAACCACUGAAGCUCAUAGACAACGUUUAGCCUUGAUUAAAAAACAAAUUAAAAAGAUGUAAAAAGCAUAACUUUAUUAUUAUUAGAAGAAAAACAAAAUACUGUACAGUUGUCUUCUUUAUCUUAUCUUCUACUCAUUUACUUUGAAUAUGCAAUGCUCACUUUCUUCUAUUUGUUAUGACAAAACCAUCUGCUCAAUUCCCCCUACUCCCAACCAAUACUACUGUCUUUUAAAUUCUGUUUUUUUGUAUGUAUACUUUCUUUUCAAAUAAGAAAAAAACAGAUCUCAA